CUGGACCAAUAACUCGCGCGCCUCCACAGCUCCUCUGCCUGUCAACCCGCGUUCAGCCCAUUGCAUGACGUAACGCCCAGUCUGAAAGUGCAAUGGCGAUAUUGGACAAUAACACCCAUCGCGUUUGGAGACCACAUCAGUAUAAUGUGGCUAACGUUGAAGAAAUCACCUCCAGCCGGCUGCAAAACCACAUAUAAUAUCGGCACAGCGCACGAGCGUCAACCCGCGACCAGGAAAGGUGAUUCCACAGCAUCUGCACGCGAUGACAGUUUAGACUAAAACACUGCAUCUUUCCCAGGUGUGACGUGUGAACAGACACCAUGGCCUCGCAGGAACCAUCCCCUCCUUCGUCCAUGGAGAGUAAUAAACCCGGCUUCCCAAAGAAGAUCCUGGGCAACAAGCUGGAGGACAAGCACCUGUGCAACUGCUGCCACAAUAUACUCAGACGGCCAUUUCAGGCCCAGUGUGGCCAUCGCUUCUGUUCCUAUUGCUUCAACAGGACUGUGAGUAAUGGACCCCAGAAAUGCAACGCUUGUAUUAAAGAGGAUAUCUUUGAGGACCCCACAUCGAUUUUGAAACAAGGAUGUGCUUUUCCUGACAAUGCAGUUCGAAGGGAGGUAGAAAGCCUGUCUGCUGUUUGUAUAAAUGAAAGCUGUACUUGGGAAGGCACUAUUAAAGAGUACGAGCUGAACCACGAGGGGAAGUGUGAGUUCAUGAUCAUCCCCUGCCCCUCCUGCAAAGAACGAAUCCGCUUCAAUGAACAGGAGCGCCAUAAUGAGCGAGAGUGCCCGGAGAGGACACUCAACUGCAAAUACUGCAAGGAGCCGUUUCACUUCAAAAACAUCAAGGCACAUGAUGAGAUCUGCCCCAAGUACCCGAUGAUCUGUGAAGGCUGUGCCAAGAAGAAAAUACCCAGAGAAAAGUAUGUGGACCACAUUAAGUUCUGCAGCAAAUUCCGAACUCCCUGUCGAUUUCAUGUCGUUGGAUGUGACAUGUCUGUGGAAAAAGAGAAGAUUCACGAACACGAACGCGCCUUUGCUUAUGAGCACCUCAACCUACUGCUGCACUAUAUCAUGGGUAUGAAAGUGAGCAUGGAGGGCCUACAGCCCCAGGGACUGGAAACAGCCGGACACAAACUGGUAGAACUCCAACAAUCCCUCAGGGAACUCGAGGCCAGAGUCUCCCUGCUCAGCACCACCUCUUCUGGGCCUCCCGUGCAGGGAGCCGCCGCCGCCUCCUCCUCAUCCUCCAGCUCCGCCCCCCCUGGUCCACCUGCUUCAGCUCCUCUCCCCCCUCCUCCAACUCUCCCUCCCACUCUCACCGUGUCUACCUCCUUCACACCCCUUCCCAGCUCAGUGGGCGCAGCGUUGGAGCUCCAGCUCCACAGCGAGAAGACCAAGGUGGCCGAGCUGGGCCGCAGGUGCACUGAACUUGAGGUUAAAGCCGGCACAUUUGAAAAUGUGGUGUGUGUCCUGAACAGAGAGGUGGAGAGGUUUGCCACCACCAUGGAGGCCAGCAACCGGCAGCAUAAACUGGACCAGGAUAAGAUCGAGGCUCUGAGUAACAAGGUGCGACAGCUGGAGAGGACCGUGGGGCUGAAAGACCUCACAGUGGCUGAGAUGGAGGGCCGACUGAGGGAAAUGUCCGCCACCACCUUUGAUGGAGUAUUCAUUUGGAGGAUCUCAGAUUUUGCCAAAAAACGACAGGAUGCCAUCGCAGGUCGGGCUCCUGCCAUGUUCUCACCAGCCUUCUAUACCAGCAAAUACGGCUAUAAGAUGUGUCUGCGGAUCUAUCUGAAUGGAGAUGGGACGGGGCGUGGCAGUCACCUGUCCUUGUUCUUUGUGGUCAUGAGAGGACUGAGUGAUGCUCUGCUUAAAUGGCCUUUCAACCAGAAGGUGACUUUGAUGCUGCUGGACCAAAGCAACAGGGAACACAUCAUUGAUGCCUUUCGACCUGAUGUCACUUCCUCCUCCUUCCAGAGACCUGUGAGUGAGAUGAAUAUCGCCAGUGGCUGCCCGCUCUUCUGCCCACUCUCCAAGCUCGACGCCAAGAACUCUUACAUCCGUGACGAUACCAUCUUCAUCAAAGCCAUCGUGGACCUCACCGGCCUCUAGAUGGCUCCAUGGGAUGUUGCAUCUGGCAACCAGGCAGCUCUUUGACCAUUAAAGCUUCAUUUUGGCUCAAUCAUGGUCCCAUUAGGGCUCUUCUCGGGCACCUUACCGUCCCCUGCAGCUGCUGGGAGACUAACAUGCUUGCAACUGUGUGCUGUAUGUGGCUGCUCAGUCCAGACGGCGCUGGCAUUGUCAUACUCGGUGGUCUCUGUUCUGAGAACCACUGUCAUUGCUGUACAUUUUGAGUGCAAAACUUUCUUUCUUUUGACAUCGCCCCACAGUGGGGGUUAAAAUCAGUUCUGCACAUUCGUUUUCAGCUAAAAGACACUGAGGCGAGCAGCAGUGCAGCAUGGUCAGUGCAGUGUCGAGCAGCAGACCGAGAUGUUACGACGGCGUGAAGAGAUUUACUCUUUGUCUCUGGCUUUUGACGGCUUGUGAAACACAAGGGUUGUUUUAGAACAGGGCUGUAGAUUACAGAUAGCUUGUGUGAUUCUUCUGAUAAAGCUGGCUUGUAAUAGAGGUAGAGCUUGAUGCAGUGUUUGCUUCUUCUUGAAGAUCGUGGGUGUUGUGAGCUUCCAGUAUCGAGUGAAUUUGCAUAGACAAACGUGGAGUUAUGUUAUGAAUAAGAUUUUAGCCUUUUUUCAUUAAUUUCUGCCUUUCUUUAAUAGCAAACUGCAUGCCGCCAGCAUUUUAAAUCUGCUUCUUUUUUCAGCUGAGUUUCAUGAGGGUUUGUUGUUAAAACUUGUUUAGCGAGUUAGCCAUCCGUGAUGGUGGACAUUGCCUGCAUGUCUUUGGAACCAGGCUAUUUACAUGUAGAGUAGAGUAUUGUGUCUUUGUUCCUCUUAGGGGUCGGUGGUUCUGAUUGGUGGUUUGGUACAUCUGUGGAAGAUACAGCGGAGUUACCAAGGAGGCAGGGCAGCUUGCCAGUCGAGCCCGAGGCAUAAAACUUGCAUGUGUUCUUGUCUCUGACAAACAUGGACAGCUGGAGUUUUCCUGCAGGAUUUGCUCACUAGCUCACAUCUCAGCACAUCGUACCGUGCCCCACCACAGACUGAGGUUAACACAGAUUCCACGAAGUGAAGGAAAUGUUUUUUCUGUCCAUACAGUUACCAGUGCAUAUGUGUUUCUGCUGCUCUAAGAUAGAAUACUUAUAUAAAUAUAUAUAAACUAAUAUAUAUGUGGUGCAAAUAAUGUGUGUGGAGGUAGAGAGUCAGGAAAUAAGUGAUUGUAACAUAUUGUCAAAGGUUUAAGCCAUUGCAGCUGAUAUUUAUUGCAGAUUGAUGUUUAGUGCCGCCCCAGUCAAAUCUUUGCUGUGCUCUCUCUGAUUCCCAAUGACACGCUCAACAUUAUAAAUGGUUAAACUGUCAUUUUUCUAUGCGUCCACCAGAGAUUGCUGUUACUUAGCAUGCAUGCUGAGGUUUUAAGGUUCAUGCUGGCCUGUUUGAAAACCAGUCUCGACCUGUAUUGAAACCUCUCUGUGCAUGGGAGGCUUCAAUUCAUAUUCACUAUGGAGUUUCACACCGGUUUACCCCGUUAGCCAAGUGUGAACGCAUUUAUUUGUAUUUGUUUAAAUGGGAAUACGUGAACAUAGGAUAGUUAUUAUUUUAUACCCGGCACUGCUCAAUACAGGCGGCUGCCUAUAAUCAUAGCAAUUUAUAAAUAUGUAUCUUUCAUAUCAUAAUGUUGAAAUAAGCUAAAUAUAUAUAUAUAUAUAAAUAUAUAUAUAGAUGUUAAUAUACACAAGAUGUUAUAAUAAACAUAGUAUUACUAAAUACCUUAUUAAUUCUAUAUCUAUAGACCAACCUUUUGUUUGAUGGUUUGAACAGGCCAGGACAACUUCUUUGUGCAGUGAGGACUUUUAGAGUGCAAUAUGUGAUUACAUCCCUUAAACAUCUCAGCUUUAAGGGUUUACAGGUUACAAUAUUUGUUGCCAUAUGUUUACAUUACUCGUUUCGGCGCUGAAGAGCUGCAGCCAGUUGUUAACUUUUAGAGGGAAAAUGGUGCUUUCCUUAUCAUCAAACAUACAUUUCUUCAUCUAUAAAGUCAGGAAGUGUUCAUGACACUAACUGGCUCAGUUGACUCUUUUGAGGACCAUUUUAAUGUUUUUUAUUAUUAUUAUAAUUAACUUUAAACCCUUUCAAUGAAGACUGAGCACGUUAUGAGUCAAAUUACAUGAACUUUUUAAUCAUUGAGUGUUCUUGUAACGUGCCAAAAUGAAAUAUUACCUCCAUAUGCUAACAGUGUCAUGCUGCAAGUAGUAUUUUAUGUUCUAUGCGCAAACAUGGUGCCAAAUGUGUUUAUAUUUAUGUUUGUAUGUAAAUAUGCGUGGGUGUGUGCGAGCAUGUGCCAUUUUAAUAUGAAGCAUGGGGCCAUUAACUUCUGGAGCUGAUGAAUACUGUCCCAGGAAACGGAGGUUUCUGAAUGUAAGCUUUAAGUUCUUUUUCUAAAAACAAAACAGCUGUUCUGUCACGUGAUGCAGUGGACUUUAAACAACUUAAUUUGUGCACUUUGUAUCGCUUGUUUGUCCGAACAGGGUAUUUUGUUGAGGGAUUUACAGUACUUGUCAAAAGUAUGGACACACCUACCCAUUGAAUCUAAUGGGAAAACAUGGCCAAACGUUUGACUGCUACUGUAUGCACCUUGAAUUCAGAGCCAUAUUUAUUCUGAUGUUGAUAAUUGAUGUAAAAAGGACAUGGAGUCUGUAAUAAAGUUUGUUGGUUUCUGCA
Molecule: messenger RNA, 4837 nt
Organism: Melanotaenia boesemani (Boeseman's rainbowfish)
Lineage: Eukaryota; Metazoa; Chordata; Actinopteri; Atheriniformes; Melanotaeniidae
Product: TNF receptor-associated factor 2-like
Exons: 11
Coding region: 321-2114 (597 amino acids)
Biological process (GO): tumor necrosis factor-mediated signaling pathway; positive regulation of JNK cascade; protein K63-linked ubiquitination
Cellular component (GO): cytoplasmic side of plasma membrane; plasma membrane signaling receptor complex; cytosol
Molecular function (GO): tumor necrosis factor receptor binding; ubiquitin-protein transferase activity; ubiquitin protein ligase binding
Source: RefSeq, a predicted model, not a curated record